AUGUCCACUUAUGCGCUUCCGGAGCUGGACUUCCAGUUCUGCCUACUGCUCUCGUUCAUCACAGCUGUUCUGGUGCCGUGCUUCCGUCGCGGCUCAGUAGAGCGCUCCGGAAUGCUUGCUUUGCAGGUCUAUUUCACCGUACAAGCGUACCUCGCGCCGGUCAAGCCCACGGGAAACCUCGUCAUGAGCUAUCAAUCUGGAUUACUGCUCGGAAACCUGACGUUGCGCUACCUCGAUCGUCUUUAUCUUCACGUGCCCGAAGACGAAUUUCGACGUACUCAUGAGAAUGGCGUAGAAGAAAGGCCCGAAACACUAUCAAUGGGCCAGAAGCUAGGGUGGAGCGCCGAGUUGCUCUUGAUCACGCGCGGCGUCGGCUGGAACUGGCGCGUGAAAGGCACACCGAAGGCCACGAGCCGCAGACGUACGGCUUUCGUCCUUGAUCGGUUGCUGCGAUGGGUUGCCAUUUACGGGGGCAUAUUUCUUGCCGAGCGCGUCUGCGAAGGUAUCCUGAGCGAGUGGGCGCAGCUGCCGGAGGGUUUGAUCAAGAGCGGUCUUCUAGCAGUGACGCAAAGCAGCAUGUUCUUAUAUGUCUGGAUCGUGUUGGUCAUGGGUUUGACCAUCUACACGCACUUUGCCAUGCUCGUACUGCCGCUAGCGCUGCUGUGCGUUGGCUGCGGCAUCGGACCGGUCCGCUGGCGACAACCGGACGCCUGGCCAGCCACGUUCGGCUCGCUGGCUGAAGCUUACAGCCUGCGCCGGUUUUGGAGCCACUGUUGGCACCAACAAGUCCGCCGCAUCCUCGCGGUCCCCCCAAUGUUUGUGCUUUCCAGCCUCCCUAAUUCGUGGCGCACAUCAUCCCGGUUGCCCGCUCGUCUAUUUCGCCGCUAUUCGAGCCUUCUUUUAGCCUUCUUGUUGUCCGGUGCGUUUCACAAUGUCGGUCACUGGACGGUUCUGCGAGAGCGCCGCGGCUUGGGUGACAAUGGUGCGCAAAUUAGCGUCGCCGGAGAGAUGCCGUUCUUCGCAGCACAGGCGGCCGGAAUCAUGCUUGAGGAUCUGGUAUAUCACGUUGUGGAUCUGGUAUAUCACGUUUUGGGUAUGGAUAGCCGUCGGAAAACGCUCCUUGGUUACAUGGUCACAGCGGGCUGGUACGGGUGGACAAGGGUGCAGUUCAAGAUGAUGCCCAUAGCAGCCACAUUCGGCAUUAGCGACGAGCGUGGGCCGCUCUUUGAAGUAGUGGAGCUGCUACGGCUCGGUCUGGUGGCCAUCCCUGGCAACUUUGUGAAAAUGGGCAUCGGACGGUGGAUGUAG
This is a messenger RNA of Paraphaeosphaeria sporulosa, 1308 nucleotides long. RefSeq lists its product as uncharacterized. The record is from RefSeq and is a predicted model, not a curated record. NCBI's taxonomy places the organism in Eukaryota, Fungi, Ascomycota, Dothideomycetes, Pleosporales, Didymosphaeriaceae. Gene Ontology annotation, biological process: lipid metabolic process. Bases 1 to 1308 code for a protein of 435 amino acids. The transcript is spliced from 2 exons.